GCCGCUCGACCUCGCUGUAUAAAACUCAUGGUCACUGCGAUCCGUUCACGUCUGUUUCGAUCAGCUCCAGCAUUCUGUAACUUUUGAGGCCAUUCCGACAUCGAUCGCUGUGCUUGACAUACUCUCGAUUUCUGUCAAGACGCUGAAUCUGCUGCUUAUCAGGAUUUGUGAAAUUGUGGACUUAAGUGUACUUCAAGGUCUGGAUUGGAUGGCAUUGCGCGCUGUUCAUCGCAUGGCUUCAAGCACGGCUAAGUCCGGGUUGUGUACCUUCAUGGAUGCGUUCACGGGGACUAGAUGCCCGCCGUCGAUUGCUGUGUCAUGCCGACCGCCAUGGUCUGGUGUUCGCCGGUUGGCUGUCGUUAGCAGUGCUCAACAAGAUAAUGUCAGUGAGAAUUCAGAUGUGUCGCAGACACAGAUGCAGAAGCAAAAUGAGGGAUCAAGACCACCUGUUUCUAGGAGAUCAACGGGGUUAAGAAGAGGCGACUCUCUAAGAGAUCUGGCUUCUUCAUUUUUUGAUAUCUGGGAUCCUUUUGUUGGUGACAGGAGCUUGAGGCAGAUGCUGAACACCGUGGAACGUCUCUUUGCGGAUCCUAUCUUCGGCAGCCCCUCUCCAGCCACUGCAUUGGACCUCCGCACACCUUGGGAUGUGAAAGAGGAUGAUGACGCUUACAAACUUCGGUUUGACAUGCCAGGCCUCAGCAAGGAAGAGGUGAAAGUUUCAGUAGAAGAUGGUGAUCUUGUUAUCAAGGGGGAGCACAAUGCAGAGGAACAGAAGGAAGAGAAUUGGUCUUCCCGCAGCUAUGGCAGUUAUAAUACGCGCAUGGCUUUGCCUGAGAACGCUUUGUUUGAGAACAUCAAAGCAGAGCUUAAGAAUGGAGUUCUAUACGUCGUUGUGCCCAAGUCCAAGGAAGAUCCCCAGAAAAAAGUUAUUGAUAUCAACGUGCAGUAAUUUUUCCAACACAUGAAAACCCUGCAUACUUUUCCCCAUUACUGACGUCUGUGAAUACACGAGAAAACUCUUGUCGUAAUAUAAAGCACUCUAUGCAUGCUUACAUAUUGACGCAUGCAAUCAGAAGUAAAACUUAGGCACCCAGUUUUGUAGUAACGACAGAAAAAUGAGAAUCCAAUACAAUGUAAAGUGCACUUGCAAUUAUAAGUUUAAUAAAGAUCUACGAAAAUUUACAGUA
This is a messenger RNA of Physcomitrium patens, 1187 nucleotides long. RefSeq names its product small heat shock protein, chloroplastic. Lineage: Eukaryota; Viridiplantae; Streptophyta; Bryopsida; Funariales; Funariaceae. Gene Ontology annotation, biological process: response to heat. The record is from RefSeq and is a predicted model, not a curated record.